GUUUUGAGUCACAACUGGUUUUGGAUAAAGAGUUGUGUUGCUUGUGUUCAGCACAGCUCCUUAUUUUCCAAAUUUUUUAAUCAAAUUUAAUAAAUUGCGAAAAUGGUGAAACGUAAGACACAGGCAUUAAUCGAUUCCGACUCGAGUAAUGAUUCAAACAGUGAUCUAGACUCGGAAUUCUUAAGUUUGGCCAAGAAGAAGAAUAGAAAAAAAAGGUCACCCAGCACUGCAGAUAACUCAAAACCCGAAUCCGACUCUGAGAGCGAGACCGAGAAUGUCAAGGCGAAGAAGCGCAACAAACAUUCGUCCGUGUCGUCGGACGACGCCCCCAAAGACGACGGAAAGCAAAAUUCCGAGCCCGAAGAGGGCGAGGUAUCCGACAGUAGCAGCUCCGAGGAGGAGUUCAACGACGGCUACGACGAUCAGCUGAUGGGCGAUGAUGAGGAUCGUGCGCGUCUCUCCAGUCUCACGGAGAAGGAACGCGAGACCGAGAUUUUCAAACGAAUUGAGCAACGCGAGCUGAUGAAGACAAGAUUUGAGAUUGAGAGGAAACUGCGUCUGGCGAAAAGGGCGGAGAGGGCCAAGGAGAAGUUGGCAAAGGGCAGGGAGGACCAGCCGAAGUUGGUGCAGUACAGUUCCAUCGAUCACAAGGAGCGGAGCAAGGAGCGCAAGAAGAACAUCGAGGAGAAUCGCGGGAAGGUCGACAAGAGGGUGAACGCGAUGGCCGAGUUGAAGGCGCGUCGCGAGGGCAAGCAGAAGCGCGAGGAGCUCGAGUCCAUUCGAAGGGAGGAGCAGAGGAAGAGGGACGAGGAGGAGGCGGAAACGUCGCCCACCAAAAGUUCCAUUAAGCUUAAGGCGUGCGAUAUUUACUCGGACGACAGUGAAAGUGAAGGUGGUAAAAGUUCGCCCCCACCCACGCGACCCGCACCGCCCGUAACGGUGUCUACAAGAUCUCGCUCAUCGUCGAGCUCCAGUUCAAGCGAUCAAUACGAAGAGGAAGCGCCGAAACAGGCUUACGUGCCGUCUCGGAUGGACUUGAAUCUAAUCCGAUUAUCCAGACACAAGCUGGAGCGCUUCGUCCACUUGCCAUUCUUCGACCGAAUCGUCAAGGGCUGCUUUAUAAAGAUCGGCAUCGGACAAAACAACAGCCUGCCAGUAUAUCGCGUGGCGGAAGUGACUGACGUGCACGAAACUGCCAAAAUUUAUCAGUUGGGCAAUACCAGAACGAAUAAGGGCGUGCGCGUCAGGCACGGAGCGCAAGAGCGGGUGUUUCGAUUGGAGUUUGUGUCGAACCAGGAGUUUUCUGAAUCCGAGUAUCUCAAGUGGGUUGAGGCGACGACCGCCGCCGCCAUUGCGAUGCCGACGCAAGAACGUAUAAAAGAGAAGCAGUUAGACGUUAAGGAAGCCUUGAAUUACGAGUUUAACGAGCAAGACAUUGAACGCAUCGUCCGAGAGAAGGAGCGCUUCAAGACAAACCCCUACAAUUACGCAAUGAAAAAGACGCAGCUGAUGAAGGAGAGGGACGGGGCGCUGGCGAGGGGCGACGACGAGACGUCGCGCGAAAUUUCGCAGCGCCUGCAGGAGUUGGAGGAGCGCGCGUCCGAAUUAGAUAAGCUAAGAACAUCGUCUAUCUCGAGUAUAUCGUAUAUUAAUGAUCGUAAUCGUAAACGAAACGUGGAGGAAGCCGAACGGGCCAUCAUGGAGGAGUACAGAGCUAAUAAAGGAAAAAAGAUUUCAGAUCCGUUCACGCGCCGCUCAACGAAGCCUCGCAUGACAUUUAAAGUGACCUCCGAGGAGAAGGAGAAUCCCGUCCCCGUACCGCAAGCGAUGGAAGUGGCGGUCGAAAAGGCGGACACGCCCGUCGUACCGAUUCCGGUGGCGAUCCAAGUUUCCCAAGAGGAUUUGUUCUCGGCGCACGAUUUUGACAUUAAAAUCGAUCUCGAAGUACCUUUACCAAAUACCUUAGUAAGCGUUACGCCAAAAACGGCUUCGAACAAUAUAGGGCCCAAACGAAGUUUAAAUCUACAGGAUUAUAAGAAAAAGCGAGGUCUAAUUUAGUAUAGGUUAAUUGUGAUUUAUAUUUAGCGUGUUAGCGACUCUAUGUAUCAAUUUUACAUAGGACAAACUUAAUAAUAAUAAUAACGUUUGAUUUAUCGUUAAAUA
Photinus pyralis (common eastern firefly) is the source of this 2163-nucleotide messenger RNA. RefSeq names its product RNA polymerase-associated protein Rtf1. The record is from RefSeq and is a predicted model, not a curated record. The transcript has 7 exons. Gene Ontology annotation, cellular component: Cdc73/Paf1 complex. NCBI's taxonomy places the organism in Eukaryota, Metazoa, Arthropoda, Insecta, Coleoptera, Lampyridae. The coding region runs from base 103 to 2058 and encodes 651 amino acids. Gene Ontology annotation, molecular function: RNA polymerase II C-terminal domain phosphoserine binding; DNA binding.